This is a messenger RNA of Austrofundulus limnaeus, 2532 nucleotides long. RefSeq lists its product as uncharacterized. The record is from RefSeq and is a predicted model, not a curated record. Lineage: Eukaryota; Metazoa; Chordata; Actinopteri; Cyprinodontiformes; Rivulidae. The transcript is spliced from 3 exons. Bases 1134 to 2390 code for a protein of 418 amino acids.
UUUAAAUAGAGACUAAAUAGUUGCCCAAAUUGCAUUAAAUUGAGCACAUUUUAAUUUUAAGUAACUUAGAAGUGUGUUUUGUCUGAUCUGUACCCUUUAAGACCUCUUUAACGGGGUCAUUUCUGCUGCAGUUUUACUCCAACUUAAAGGCAAAACUGAAAAUAAACGUCGAUUUAAGGCUCAAUGAAAAUAUAAAUCCUGAACUUUUCACCACAAGAACUGAAUCUGCUUGUGGGUUUUGAUGAAACUGUUUCAGGUUGCUCAAAAACACGUUUGCAAAUUAAAGCUGUUAAACAGUAGAGCAUGAACAGAGUUGCAUUUGUAACUGAUUUAAAAUUAAAACACUUGUUUUUCCACCUCGGUGCACUGUACUAUGUUCUACGUCGUUUAUUUUUUAAGUUUUAAAAUUUACUGUUGCCUGUUUUAAUAAGGGAAAAACAAAUAGUAUAAUUUAAUGGACCUGUGAACAAUGAUCAAUGUUGCUCAAACUUUUUAAUUUUACACCUUUGUUAAGGUGCRUCAUCUGUGGAAUUACAAAAGAAGAUCUUAAAGGUAUUUAUAUUCAAAGCAUACAGUAUAUUGUAACCAUACUGUUAUUGUAACCAAUAAUGUGCACAAAAAUCUAUUACUAAAAGCAGAAUUACUAUUUAUUCAGUGAAAUGCCUUAAAAUAGAAGAGCCAGAGGCACAGCUCAAAUUUAAAAUAAAGGUUUCUGUACAAAAACAGCAUGAACACUGAGCUGCUGAAAUUAGCUGAAGAAACAUGAGAAGCUAAAAGAUCUCAAUGUUUUUAAGUGGUGUUUAUGCGUGAUCAGGAUUUUAAGAAAUUAUCCACUUUUCAAUUAUACUGUUAAUUAUUUUUUUAACUUUUGUUGUUCAAACAAUUGUUUCUUAUUUAUUCGCGAUGAAUAAACGCUWCUUUGAGUGUUUGGAUGCCCACGGUUCAUCAACGUCUCACUGAUUCUUCGAAAUAUCCGACGGUCCCUGAAGGCAACAAACAUUAGCUUAGCGGCUAGUUUAAUCCCUCGCGCUGCUAGCCAAAGUUCGCCACUUUUUAAACUGAAUUGCUAMGUUUUUUUGCCCACAGCCAGUCCAGAAACCGAAACGGAUGAACUUUAUUUAUAUUCUGUACAAAUGGAUGUCGGUGAGCACGUUUUGUUGGCGGGUAAAGCCGUUCUGGACAUGAUGGAGCGGGAAUGGCARCCUCUGUCCGCGGGCGAGCUGGAGCAUCGGCUGGACCAGGCGGUGGAGGAGAUCCUGGAGCCGGAGCUCGUGGCUGGACUCGAACCGCAGACUCCUCGGACUGUUUACGUGCAGUUUCUGCAGAGCAAGUCGACCGCAGGUCCUCAGAGUUUCCCCGCAACAACCGACCCGCCUGAGGGAGGAGCAGCAGGGGCUGAGGAGCAGCAGGAGACCGGCGGGGUGGAUCCUGCAGCAGUCCGGUACAUCUCUGAGCUGCUCCAGAGCUCCACAUCCAGGACCCGAAUGGCCGGACGGGCCCGCUUGUCUCCGUCCCACACCGUCCUCCUGUCUCUGUCCCUGCUGUCCGAGCGGAUCAGCUACCGCUCCGUGUCCCACCGCUUCCAGCUGGAGAAGGGGAACGUCCACMGGAUCUUCUCCUCCUUCUGCGAGCGCAUCAACUCGCUGGAGGAGAAACUGAUCAGGUGGCCGCUCGGCGAAGAGGCUGAGGAGAUGCUUUCCCCGCUUUCCGUCCUUCACCAAGACGACGAGCAGGAGGAACGAGUCCUCCGGGUCCUGGGAGUGUUGGGACACACGCAGAUUCCUGUGCGUUUGCCUGCAGGUAAACUCGACCCGGAGAGGGAAGCACCUGCGCAGAAGAGGGUGAAGAAGGAGGCGGAGCCCGACUCCUGGUUGAACCUGGAGCUGGUGUGCAGCCGUAGGGGCCGGCUCCUGCACUGCAGGAUCAGCAGAGGCUCGGACCUGGACAGAGGCAGAUCUCUGAGAGACAAACUCAAACAGCACCCUGAACUGAUGCCUUCACGCUCCUGCCUCGUGGCCGGCGCCGGCUACCCACUAACCGCACAGGUUCUGACCCCGUACUCGAGAGUCUGUGGACCAAAAGAGGAACUCUUUAACAAAACCCUGGAGGAACAUGGUCAGGUCCUGGAUCGGACCGUCGCCAGCCUGAGAGCCAGGUUCAAACGGCUCACGUAUCUGGAUGUGGGAACGUACGACCGCGCCAGAGCCGUUGUUCUGACGGCGUGCGUGCUGCAUAACGUGUUCGUAAACAUGGGACAAGAGAUUCGAGGAGAGUCCGGGAGAGAGGGAGCUCUGAAUGAAGAGGAAGAGGGGGAGGAAGACGAUGAGGGCGUACGCAGACGGGAAGCCGUUGCAGAUUUGCUGCUGAAAAAUGCUAAAUCUGGAAGCUAGCUAAGAGUAGCAAAAAGCUAGCUAAAGUUAGGCUGUGUUCAAAUUAGGUUUGGGCAAAAUCGUGUCGUGUGCAAUUAAUCAUGAGAAAAACAUUAAUCGAUUACUUUUUGGCACUUGACGAUUAAUACGAUUAAUGGCAGCA